This is a messenger RNA of Staurois parvus, 1404 nucleotides long. The record is from the annotation of a GenBank genome assembly. NCBI's taxonomy places the organism in Eukaryota, Metazoa, Chordata, Amphibia, Anura, Ranidae.
UCAGAUCAUGCUAACACACUGAGCGUGAGCAUUCCCGAAGAGGCUCCUCUGAAUGUUCUGCUUGGACACUCAGUCACCAUCCCCUGUUACUUCAUCAAUGCUGUGGAACAUUUGACCGUGGCCCCCUCAACAGCACCGUUAUCCCCUAGGAUCAAAUGGAGCAGACAUAACAAAGUACGUGAAACAGUCUUACUGGUGGCCGCUGAUGGCGAACUCCGUGUCAAUGAAGCCUACAAAGGACGUAUUUCUUUACCAAACUAUCCUCUCAUCCCUUCUGAUGUCAGCCUUGAAAUUGUAAACCUGUUGUCCAGCGAUGCAGGUACCUACCGCUGUGAAAUAAUGCAUGGGAUCGAAGACAGCCAAGAUACAGUAAAACUCAACGUAAAAGGGAUCGUUUUCCACUACAGAGCAAUCUCCACGAGAUACACUUUGGAUUUUGAAAAUGCCAAAAAAGCUUGUACACAAAACAGUGCUGUCAUUGCUACUCCUGAACAACUUCAGUCAGCCUAUGACGAUGGCUAUCACCAAUGUGAUGCAGGCUGGCUUUCUGAUCAGACAGUGAGGUAUCCAAUUCAUAAUCCACGUGAACCUUGCUAUGGUGACAAAGAAAUGUUCCCCGGAGUUAGAACUUACGGUGUUCGAGAAACUGAUGAAACCUAUGAUGUAUAUUGCUAUGCUGAAGAUAUGGAAGGUGAAGUGUUUUAUGCAACAUCUCCAGAAAAGUUCACCUUCCAAGAGGCAGAGAAGCAAUGCCAGAACCUCGGAGCUAGACUGGCUACUACAGGAGAACUUUAUCUGGCUUGGCAGACUGGCAUGGAUGUGUGCAGUGCUGGUUGGCUGGCAGAUCGCAGUGUUAGAUAUCCAAUAUCCUAUUCACGUCCCAACUGUGGUGGAAACUUAGUUGGAGUCAGAACAGUCUAUCUCCACCCUAACCAGACUGGAUAUCCAGAUCCUCUGUCUCGUUAUGAUGCUAUUUGCUAUAAAGGUGUCCUUAUGUGUUCUUUAAACUGCUUUACUCCUGGAAUAGAUGAUGUUGAAAACAUUACUAUUCAAACUGUGACACAUCCUGGAUUGGAGCUCAUCUUCCAGCGAAAUGUUACUGAAGAGGAAGCUCGUGGCAGUAUUGCUACCUUGGAAGGUCUGGACUUUACCCUCACACCCUCUGAAGACAGCUUUACAGCUACACCAGUCUUUCCAGGAACGCCUAUAAGUCCAGACCUGGUGCCAACAGAAGCCCCAUUGGAAAACAUCACAGAGGAUAGUCUUCAGCUAUGGCUGGAAAAUGUCACAGCUGUUCCAUCUGUUGAAGCUACUGGCACAAUUGAGGAGGAAGUAGUGCCAGCUACUGCUGCCAUUGAUGUUGCCCAGCCAGAAAAACCUAUCUCUGAGACUGGUAAGUGCUAA